AAAAAAAAUUGGUUUGUAGUUGGUGCUUGGUACGAAUUAAGAUUCCUUCAUCCAGUAUUCAAUAAUGAUAACUGCUCCGCUGCAGUGAAUGGUGAAUAGCAUGGAUCCGGCUGUGAUUAUUUUCUAGUAAUACUGUUAAUGUUAAAUUGGGGGGAGAUAGUUCGUGGAACCAUGGAAGUGGCAAGUCCUUCAAACAGAUAACAUGAAUUGAUCUGCAGGAGACAAUCCACAUGUGAGUCCUAAUCUCUUGCUCCUUCAUUUACAAGUCAUCCUCGCGUCACGUGACAUCCUUUUCCAAUUUUAAUUUCAUUUUUACUAAUUGACAAAUGCAUCAUCCUAGAACCUUCACUUAAUCACCUCUGCUUUUACUACCUUGCUCCUCAUUUUCUCCUUUCCUGCCUAAGCUACUCCCUCGUCUACAAAUAAAUACAGCAUAUUUGUGACUCUCAAAUGCUUCAACCGGUCAACACUUAACAUUGAUCAACAUUGACUCUCACCACUUCAUUUAUUCAAAUAAAAAAAAUUUUAUAUAAUACAAAUUAUAAAUUCGAUAAUAAUUAAAUAUUUACCUCUCAUUCCGAAAAAAUUACCCUCCAUAUGAGAAUGAGAAAACCGUGUAGUUUUUUAGUUUUAACUGUUAAUACUUAAAGCCAACAUCGUUGUACAGAGUUUGCGCGUGUAUACACGUUCCAAUCAGAAGCCCAAUUCCCUGACUCGCAUGCAUUGUAGCACCGACACGUGUCCUCUGCAGUUGUUCUUUGCCCUUUCACCCUUGCCCCCACGUUUUUAUCACAUUUGAGUAGUGGGAUUCAACCCCACGUUCACAAAAUCCUGUGUUACUUCAAGUCCACCGGUCUCAGUUCGUGUAGGAAAUAAUUGCAAGGCAGUGGAACUCUCCUUUGCUUCUUCAACACCCAUAUGUAUCUUUCUUUUGGCGUAUUCAUUUCAUUCAUUACAUUUACAUAACUGACCUACCAAGCAAAGCAUUCUUCUUCUGUUAACUGUUGAGUUGUGGUGGGGGCAUAAAGGCCUUCUCUUACUUGCAUGCCACACUUCUCCUCUUACAAGUUUCCGUUUUUCAUUUCUGUCUCAUUAUCACUCAUCACUCGUCACUGCCACCGUUACCGCAAUACCCGCAUUCUCAAAACUGUGAUGUCUUCCCCUUGGAGCCUAUCGCAUGCACAGCAAGAAUUUCAUGAAGCUUUUAGGAGGGUUAAGCGCUUUAGGUUGUUUGAAUCCUCUCUGGGUGCUCUUGGUUUCGUUCUUGUCACUGCCUUUGUCAUUUGCUGCUGCUUCUUUUUGGAUAACAGAGAUUUUGCUGCUAGAUUUGGUCCCAAUCCCAUGGAUAAGCCCAAGAGGUUCAAUUGGUUGCAGAUGAAAGGCUCUGUUUCUGGGGAAGGCAGAGUUGAAUUCCUUCAAGAAAAUGGUGGUGGCUGCGAUCUGUUUGAUGGGAACUGGGUUUGGGAUGAGAGCUACCCUCUCUAUCAUUCUAAAGAUUGCAGCUUUCUCGAUAAAGGAUUCCGAUGUUCUGAGAAUGGACGGCGGGACUUGUUUUACACCAAGUGGAGAUGGCAACCUAAAGGUUGCAACUUGCCCAGAUUCAAUGCAACAAUGAUGUUGGAGAAACUGCGAAACAAACGGAUAGUGUUUGCUGGUGAUUCAAUUGGGAGAAACCAAUGGGAGUCACUCUUAUGCAUGCUCUCUUCUGUAGUGCAAAACAAGGAAUCAAUCUACGAAGUGAAUGGCAGCCCAAUCACAAAGCACAAGGGCUUCUUGGUGUUCAAAUUCAGGGAUUAUAACUGCACGGUGGAAUAUUAUAGAUCACCAUUUCUGGUAUUGCAGGGCCGGCCUCCCGCCGGAGCUGCUGCCAAGAUUAGGACAACACUGAAAGUGGAUAAAAUGGAUUGGAACUCUUUGAAGUGGAACGAUGCCGAUAUCCUUGUUCUUAACACAGGGCACUGGUGGAAUUACGAGAAGACCAUAAGAGGAGGAUGUUAUUUCCAACAAGGCAUGCAAGUUAAAAUGGAAAUGCAGGUACAAGAUGCAUAUAAGAGGUCCAUUGAGACAGUGUUGAAUUGGAUACAAGAUACAGUUAAUACCAGCAAGACACAAGUUUUCUUUCGUACUUUAGCCCCAGUGCAUUUCAGAGGCGGGGAUUGGAGAAACGGUGGAAAGUGUAAUUUGGAGACACUACCAGAGAUUGGGUCGUCAUUGGUGCCUAAUGAUAACUGGUCCAAGUUCAAGAUAGCAAAUUCUGUGUUAUCAUCAGCAAACAGAAAUAGUGUGAAGUUGAGUGUGUUGAAUGUGACACACAUGACUGGUCAGAGAAAAGAUGGGCAUUCAUCAAUAUAUUAUCUGGGUCCGGUUGUGGGUCCUGUGCCUCAUCAUCGGCAAGAUUGCAGCCACUGGUGUCUCCCCGGUGUGCCUGAUACAUGGAAUGAGCUCCUCUAUGCUCUCAUACUAAAAUCUCAAGCUUCUCAUAGAUGGAACAUGUAACACAACAAAUCCUCUUAGCUCAUUAUAGGGAAUUAUUGGUCUUCAGAAGAAGCCCAAUUUUUGUUUUUGGAUUACAACUUACUUGCAGCAAAUAAAUCAAUAGAUUAGAUGGGGGGAAGCACAUGACAAAGUAUAAUUACCAAAAUUCUUGAAUGCGUCUCAAUUUCACAAAAUUCACAUCAUUAGCUUGUUUUUAAUCUUCUGUGGCAAUACUAUUAAAAACAAUCGGGUUUUCCUGUUAACUUAAUAAUGGCUUGGUUAAGAGUUAGCAACCGUACAAUAUAUACACGUGCAAGAAUCUUCAACAAUCACAGCACCUCUAUUCUAUUGACAUCAGUGAGUGCCAAUCAAGAACUAUGGCGGUCUCGCCACCAUAAUCGAUGGCAGAACCCUACUUUCUCCUCUUGUUAAUGUUUCCUCCGCUGGCGCCCCACCCCGUCAAGAUCCCAAUCAAGAAGUGCCACGUGUUCAUCACAGGGAACCAGCGGCAUCGGGCCGCAAGGUCAG
Messenger RNA from Arachis ipaensis, 3003 nucleotides. Its product is annotated as protein trichome birefringence-like 10. Gene Ontology annotation, molecular function: O-acetyltransferase activity. NCBI's taxonomy places the organism in Eukaryota, Viridiplantae, Streptophyta, Magnoliopsida, Fabales, Fabaceae. The record is from RefSeq and is a predicted model, not a curated record. Gene Ontology annotation, cellular component: Golgi apparatus.